UGAGAGUCGCCCUGAACUAGCAUAUGUGAAAAUUCCCAGAUCUUUUAAUGAUCUGGAUAUAUUUUGGUUAGUUGUUUGUAAAUCAAAAUGAUUUGAAGAUCGAAUAAUCUGCUCAGCGCCCUGUUUUUGUCCUCUCGUCAACCAGCACUGUUUUGUAAAUGUUUACUUCUUUCGUGCUUCGGCGUGUCCUCUUGUGCGCUUGUGUAGCGGACUGAUGUAGUGUCUAAUGUUAGCUAAAUUAUUUUACACAAACAAUACAUAGGUUGGCUAGCUUUAUUCAUACGAUUUAUUCACACGAAGCAUGUCCAUCGUGCACAAUCGAUGUAAAUAAUCGAUGUGAAUACUCCCAGGUAGUUACAGUUAUAGUCGAGAACGAAGUGCGAGCAAGAUCCUCGUUCAUGAUGGCGAUGUUUCGCAGUUUUGUGUCGGCUACUCAUCAGCUCAGGCAGCACCAACAAAACGGGGCAGCUGCGGCUGCCACUGGCGAGAGCCUCGAGAGCCAGUUCUCCUGCCCAAUUUGCCUGGAGGUGUAUCAUAAACCUGUCACCAUUGGAAGCUGUACCCACACGUUCUGUGGGGAGUGUCUGCAGCCCUGUCUCCAGGUCACCUCUCCCCUCUGCCCUCUGUGCCGUAUGCCUUUUGACCCAAAGAAGGUGGACAAGUCCUCCAGUGUGGAGAAACAGCUGUCCAACUACAAGGCCCCCUGUCGGGGCUGCAGUAAGAAGGUGUCUCUGGUCAAAAUGAGGUCACACAUCUCCUCUUGCGUGAAGGUCCAGGAGCAGAUGGCCAACUGCCCAAAGUUUGUGCCUGUGGUCCCCACUUCACAGCCCAUUCCCAGCAAUAUUCCAAACCGCUCCACCUUUUCAUGCCCGUUCUGUGGAGCCCGUAAUCUGGAUCAACAGGAGCUGGUCAAACACUGUAUGGAGAACCACCGCAAUGAUCCCAACAAAGUGGUGUGUCCUGUAUGUUCAGCCAUGCCUUGGGGGGACCCCAGCUACAAGAGCUCCAACUUCCUCCAGCACCUGCUCCACCGGCACAAGUUCUCCUACGACACGUUUGUGGACUACAGCAUUGACGAGGAGUCAUCACUGCAGGCAGCCAUGGCCCUGUCCUGUCAAAUCAAAUGUUAAAGUGAGUGACCGUCUGACUCUGUCUUUGCAGGACUACAGUAUCGAUGAAGAGGCGGCACUACAGGCAGCCCUGGCUCUCUCCAUGGCAGAGAACUGAGAGUCAUCUGAGUCCCCCAUUCUGCUGUCUGGGGACGCACUUUCUUCCUGACACCCCACUAGCUUUCUUUCUUUCUCUGGAUCCACCCCAUAUCCAGCCCCCUCCACUGUCUCCUCACAGGGAGAGUUUGGAAGGACUUGGCCUCGACUCCCACUCUGGAAGAGCUACAGAGGGCUUAUCUCCUAACCCUGUCCCUCUAUCUGGCCCUCCACUCUGCUCGCCUGCUUAACCCGUCAAUGCCCAUGACCAUUACAUCAUAUCCUCUCAGCCAGCAGCAGCCUCCUCACUUCCUGUAUACUGGGGAGGAAGGAAGCUUGGCCUCCCAAUAAAUGUUGCAAUUCAAAACCACUGCAAUGCAAAGCAAUGAGUGCAGCAUGGACAUUGUUGUUAUUCUGCAGAAAGUAUGAAGGUUCCCAAAAGUAAUGAUUUAAGGUAUUUUCUUUUACUCUUUAUUUUUCACUGUUCAAAUUAAAUGUUUUCAAACUCCAGGAAAAAGCCAUCAUGACACAUGUUCUGGUCAAAGUAUCACAGAUUAGUUCUGUUGAAGUUUAUUCUCAAGUGCAUCAUUUGAUGGCUUUUUGAUUAAGAGGGACUACUGUUGAAUAGCUUGACCUGAUUCUCAGUGUGAUAAUCUUACCACUAGGUGACAGUCUAGACAUGACCAGUUAAACACAGAGAGUGAGGACAUUCUCAGUGUGAUAAUCUUACCACUAGGUGACAGUCUAGACAUGACCAGUUAAACACAGAGAGUGAGGACAUUCUCAGUGUGAUAAUCUUACCACUAGGUGACAGUCUAGACAUGACCAGUUAAACACAGAGAGUGAGGACAUUCUCAGUGUGAUAAUCUUACCACUAGGUGACAGUCUAGACAUGACCAGUUAAACACAGAGAGUGAGGUCAUUCUUACAUCCCCAUCACGACAACAACACACUAACAUUUGCAACGCGAACCAAAACAAUCUAUCAAACUAUCCCCUUUUGUAUUCAGAGUUCUUGUGAAUACUUGCACUUGUCACAUUUUUCUACAUAAUUGAACUAUAGAUUGUUCUCAUUUCAUAGAUCAUAAUCAUAAUUAUAGUACUGCAUUUAUUCUUCACACUGCUGUUACUCUGCUGAUAUUUUUAUGAAGCACCAGACAAGAUCAAAUAUAUUUUUGGAAAAUGUUUCCGUUUUAAAUGGUGUACUAAUCAUAAGAAACAUGUUUAUUGGCGAUGUGUUUGUUGUUUUACCACCUUGUUAAAAGUACCCAUUGGUACUGUACUGCUGGCAUCAAACAGUUGCUUGCAGGAUUUUAGGGCCUAUGUGUAAUACACUGUCUCGAACACAAGAGGGCACCCCAGUCUCAAAAUAUACCGGGCACAAGUCAAUAGUAAUUUAAGUCAGUGUUACUCCGUCAGUUUAUACCCAUGCACUGUUUGGUUUAGUGCCCACUAGGAGAAGUUCAAGAAGUGAAAUAUUAUGACGUGAGUAUUGUUGGAUAAGUUUAUCCUUGUGGUGGAAUUGGUUGCUGCAACAUAAGUGUCCAGUUUUAUGUUACUUAUUGUCUUGAACACCAAUGUUGGUCUGAUUUAGUAAAAUGCAAAUGUAAAAGUGUACAUUGCUACUCUACAGAAUCAGUGCAAUAUUCCUAGGCCAUUUACCUUCCAGGAUCCACACGGCUCCUGUCUCAGUGGGGUCUCCCCAAAACCUGUUGGUCAGAGCUGUGAAAAUCUGUUUGAAUAUACCAUACACAUUCCAGGCCUGUUAAAAUCAUUAUGUUCCAAUGGUUUGUUAAAGACAUCCACUUUCUGAUAGCACAGUAAUUAUUAAAGUUGGAUUUAAACAAAACUGUGCAGAACAGCUGCAUAUUCAAUCAUAUGAUAAAAAUGUCUUUAAAGACACUUUGCUUCAAAGGGAUACAAUUAUAAAAGUAUGUUGCCCCAAAAUAGAUGUUUAAAUUAUAAGCCAUGUUUGAGUAGUAGUGCGCCCGUUGAGCUAGCAUUGAUCUGUGGAGAUUUAAGAUGAUGUUUUGGUUCACACUGAUGGAUGCCUUAUAGGAAACUGGUUAGAUUGUAUAGCGCGCAAUGGAGGAAGAUAUUAUGUAUUGUGAUUAUUUGGUACUAGACUGGCUAGUAGAAGUAUAAUGGUCUGUCCAUUUGUGUUUUCCCUUGUUUCCGAGGAGAACUGUACAUACGGUAGAGAAUGCAACAUUUAGGUUUAGGUCCCUGUGGUAACUACGAAUGAGAAUGUAUUCGUUUUUUCAUACGUUAUACAUUUUCCACAGGAAUGCAUUGAAAUAUUGCACUUUAAUUUUAAAAAAUAUAUUUCGAAUUAUUAUUAUUUUUUUAAUUUCCCAAUAUGUACAUUUCAUGAUGGAUGAUAAUGUAAGUAGUGGCUGUUUUUGUGUAAGAGCAGAGAGAAUGUUAAGUAUUAUCUCAGUCAUAACAUGGUGAUGUUUUGAUGUACUGGGAUGGUACAGACAAUUUGUCUGUCGUUAAUAUUCUAUAGAUGGGUAUAUAUUGCAAAACCAACUGAGAAAACCACAAAAGUGUGGCAAACAAAAUUUGACUCUCAGCUUAGUCAAAGCGUUCCUGGAGAUAAUGCAUCCUCUUUUGAUAGACAUCGACAUGUUAUAUUUUCGGUGUUUAAAUGUAUUGUAUUGGUUGGUGGCACAGUAUUGACAGCUGUAGCCAUUAGAGAGAAACUAUCAUCACCAUGAGAAGUCCUGAGUUUCUUCUGGGGCAGCAAGGAAUUGUUACCAAUCUUUUAAUUUAAUAAUUUACUCAACCUUUUUUACUACCUAAUGAUGCUCUUUUUUUAAAUGUUUGUAAGGUAAAUGGUAUUGUAUGUUUAGAUCAGCGUUCAUGUGCACAGCUGUAGCCUAAUGUAGAUUUUGUAUGGAGUAUACCUCAAAUGUAUACUUUUCACUCUUUGUGUACUGUUGCAUCCAUGCAUAAUGCCACUGUAUUGUGCAUCAUCAUCCCAGAUGUCCUGCUUGUGGUCAGAACCUUCCCAACCUCUGUAAAAUAAACUCAAUGUUGCAGGUCACACACUGAUAGACCACCUGCAACAAAGACAUACACCAAAAACAGGGACAGGGAAAAAAAGGAAACUAUUUUGUAUGAACUUUGUUAGGUAAGUUUUGUCAAGAGGUCCUUACUGACACUGUCUGUUCUGAACUUGGUAAGGCUGACAGGAAAUAGACUUCCAUAAAGACUGGUAUCACAGCAAUCAGAGAAGACAGAGCCUGUGUCUCUGUGUCCCCCAGGACUUGGCUGCCCUGGGAGUGUCAUGUAAUGUCACUCAGUCUAGACACAGGCUGAUGUUGUCCUCCCCAGGGGGGUCUGAGCUACAGUCACUUGAACCAGGAAGUUUCCUUCAGGCCCACUGUACCCUAGAGACCCACCAUGGGGCUUUGGCCCUGCUGUCAGGGCCUGUGUGUGUUAAAUGUGAUUUAUGCAUUCUUGAAAAAAUAGUAAUAAUACCAGUAAUAACAAUGGUUGAUUGUUAGCAUCAUCAUGUGGAUAUUUAAGUUAUAACACUGUUUGAACUUUAAUAUAUUGUAUUUGUAGCAGAUUUUUUUUCCCCGCCUCAAUAAAAACACCCAUCCCACUCUCA
This is a messenger RNA of Oncorhynchus keta (chum salmon), 4823 nucleotides long. RefSeq names its product E3 ubiquitin-protein ligase RNF166. The coding region runs from base 399 to 1130 and encodes 243 amino acids. NCBI's taxonomy places the organism in Eukaryota, Metazoa, Chordata, Actinopteri, Salmoniformes, Salmonidae. The transcript has 6 exons. The record is from RefSeq and is a predicted model, not a curated record. Gene Ontology annotation, biological process: protein polyubiquitination; ubiquitin-dependent protein catabolic process. Gene Ontology annotation, molecular function: ubiquitin protein ligase activity.